GCACAUAUUUUGGGGAUAAUGUGUGAAUAAGUUUCUUUAAAGUAUUCAAGAUUAAAUUUAGCUUUGCUAUUGCGAAGUUUGUCUUCUGUGCUGUGUUAUCCACGUAAUGGCACUUGGAAUUUACUGAUUCUAGAAGAACUGCUAGUGUUACAUAAGUCAUAUUUCAUGAAAUGCAAUAAUUCGGGUUGUGUAGGUAUUCACUCAGUUUUCGUGACCAGUCAUUAGACGUUUGUGUAGAGGCUUCUUUCCUUAGUUUUAAUGGUUGAUAUCCCAUAAAGAUAAUCAGUACUUGAACACAAAGCGUUGUGAAUGCAAGCCAGUCCAUCACACAUUUGCAUAAUGCAGGACCCAUGGAUCCCGAAUAGUGAUUUUACCUUUCACCUUAUCGAAAUGCUGCACCAUUGGUUAGAGGGUGUUCAGUUACACAGUUGACUGAUGCUUCAUUUUGUGCAUAUCUGUAAAGUUGAGGAUGAUGUAAUGGUGAAUGUUACCAGGAGUAAGUUCACUUUCAAUCACCACGCUCACCCUUUCUCAAUACAUAGUUUUACUGUUGCGUUUUCAUUCUACCUAUUGUCGAGGAAGUAAAUCGGUCUCAAAUUCUACCCAAGAUCAGUGUACCUUAGUACAUACUGUGAUUCAUGAAUGUCCUGGUCACUUAUUGUUAGUGGUUAUAAGUGAUAUGAAAUGUUCCCAGGUGUGUUCUCACACUUCUAAUUCUUGUACUUUUUAUGUGUACUUUUUGGAGAAACAGAAGAACCACCAACGAAAAUAUCCUUGUAAACCUCCUGUUGUGGGUUUUACUCGAAAACUGUGGAGAUCGAUGGCUUUUACUAACUGGGGUUCACAUAAACUAGAGGAUUAGUGGUUGCUUUUGCUUUCUUCCUCUGACUAAACGCGUGAUAUCUUGUGAUAAUAUACUGAACCUUGCAAUAUGUUGUCAGUUGACUGUCCAUUUAUUGUGCUGUGUCGGGUAGUGUUUUGAGUUCAUAUCUAUGUCUCCAAAGUGGUGAAUACUGCAAAUUUCAACUAACAUAGCCAAAAAACAACCAAUCAGAAUUUCUAUCCAAAAUGCCGCAUAAUCGUGGGAAAAUUCACUAAAAACAUUGCAAACAAGAUGUUUAUGCGCCGAAGUAAAUUCAAACAUGUUUUCGGUAAACCGUGCAAAAAAGAAUUUUGUUAUGAAGAUAUACGGAUAACUAAAAGUAGUUGGGAUGCCCGAUUCUGCGCUGUAAAUCCCAAGUACUUGGCAAUUAUCACUGAAGCUGCUGGGGGUGGUGCGUUUCUUGUUCUGCCCAUAGAAAAGGUGGGAAGGGUGGAACGUGAUGCUCCUCUUGUUGCUGGUCAUAAGGGGAGUGUCUUAGACAUACAGUGGUGCCCACAUAAUGAUGACCUUAUUGCUAGUGGUUCAGAAGAUUGUACUGUAAAGGUCUGGCAAAUUCCAGAAGGUGGACUUCUCCCGCAAACAAAUUUAACAACACCUGUAGCUGAUCUGGUGUGUCAUCAACGUCGCGUUGGAUUAGUCGUAUGGCAUCCAACAGCUGAGCAUGUCUUAUUGUCCGCAGGUGCUGAUAAUAUGGUGUUUAUAUGGAAUGUAGCUACAGAAGAGCCAUUGGUUGAAAUAGCAUUUCCAGAUAUUGUUUUAUCUGCUUGUUUUAAUUACAACGGUUCUCGAUUGGUUACAACCUGUAAAGAUCGGCGUACACGAGUACUUAACCCACGGACUGGAGCAAUUAUUGUUGAUGGCAUGUGUCACCAAGGCACAAAACCCCAGGAGGCUGUUUAUAUCAAAGAUAAUCGAAUUUUCACCACGGGUUUCUCACCAAUGAGUGAACGUCAGUAUGCAUUAUGGAAAGAUGAGGAUAUUUCUGAACCUUUACAUAUUCAAGAAUUGGAUACAAGCAAUGGCGUACUGUUUCCUUUCUACGAUUCCGAUACUAAUUUAAUAUAUCUUUGUGGGAAGGGGGAUAGUACCAUAAGGUAUUUUGAAAUAACUGAUGAAGAACCAUAUGUACAUUAUAUUAAUAUGCUUACCAGUUCUGAUCCACAAAGAGGAAUGGGUUGGAUGCCAAAACGUGGAUUAGAUGUAAAUCAAAAUGAGAUUGCCAGAUUUUAUAAAUUACAUGCUAAAGGAUUAUGUGAAGUUAUCCCGUUCACUGUACCUCGAAAGUCAGAAUUAUUUCAAGAUGAUCUUUACCCGGAUACAAUCGGUGAUGUACCAGCUCUGACAGCUGAAGAAUGGAUGUCUGGUAAAGAUUCAGAUCCUGUUUUGGUAUCUCUUAAAGAAGGAUAUGUUCCAAAGUCAAAACCAAAAAAACGUAUAGGCAAGGUGAUUUCAGCUGCUUCAGGUGGAAAUGAUGAACAACAAACAACUUUGGCGGUACCACAGUCUAAAAUUUCAUCACAUCAAAGCCGACAAUCUGCUUCAAAAUCUCCGCUUCCUGAAGUUCGUCAAAAAGCUGAUGUUCUAGAGACAAGUAGACAACGAUUAACUAAAAGUACACCACCAAAAGAUAAUCCACCCUCGGAACCAGUAAAUGGUGUCUCAACCGGUGCUAGUCAUGCAAAUGCUAUUGAUGUCCAACAUCUUAUGGAAGAUAUUCGUAAAAUGAAGAUUAUUAUCAAAGGACACGAAAGACGUAUACGAAAUUUAGAGGAACGUUUAGAUCUAACAGAUAGUGGUGGAGAUUGUGUUUCAUCCAUGUCUGUUAGCUCAAUCAAAUAAUAAGUGAAAACAAAGCAAACUAAUUGGUUAUCAUCAGGUCUACACAAGAAAACACCCUUCUUUACUUACUAUUCGUUACAUGUUAUUGACCAGUAAUUUUAUGGGGAAAAAAACAAACUACUCUGUGUAGGCAGUUGUGUCAUACUUUUCAGGAUAAAAGUAGCGAAUUUAAUCAUGUAAUUCACUUCAUGUAUUCUGAAGGCUUUUUUGUGUAGUGCUUAAUAACAAACGUCUUCCACUCACUGUGACCGUCAAAAAAGAUCUCAUGAGUUAGUGUUUCUUUUCUUCUUAUACAUAUAUGAGUUUAUCAGCUUGUUCAGCUUCUGUGUAAAUCAUUUCUACUCGACUAUUGUUAUUGGUUUGGACAAACAGUAUUCGUCAGCAUUUACUAACGAUAUACAUUUAUAUAUAUGUCUAUUCGUUUGCCUUUCUGUGUUUCAAUAACCCGUCCCCCCUGUCCCCCCUCAAGAAGCAUAAUGUGCAACUUUCAUAGUCUUCAUCUAUUGUUAGUUAGUCUACUUCAGUAUAGAAAAACUCAUGUAGACAUUAUAGACCUUAUUUAUGCUUACUUAUGCUUUACUACAAUCUACUGAAUGGUUUCCAUGUUCCCCCUAAAUUUAGACACACAGUAUCUAUGCUGUCACCUACACACUUGUUACCAGUUUUUGAUGUAUGUACUACAUAUGAGUAGAUAAAUCAAUGAGUGCCUAUACGUUUUUAUUAUUCAAUGUUUCAUCGCUAAUCCAGUGUGUUUAAUAUUCUAAUUUUUCAGACUUUCUUCCUUUUUUUUCUUUUGAUACUGUUUUUGUUUCGACAAUGACGAUUAAAGUUCUUCUUUCUAAAUUUGUUCACUGAUUUCUAUUUAAAGUUGUUAUUUGUUUUACUUUCUGAUUCUUAUAUACAUAUAUUGUGCUGGUUGUUUAUUCUGGUUUACGACAAUUAUCUGCUAACAUCAACCGACAUACACAUACUGUCCCCACUACUACCACUACUACUAUUUCUUCCUCUCUUGUACACAACAACGGUGAUUACUGCUGUUGUAGCGGCUGUUUUGUAUGUUUUGUCUAUUGGUCCUUUCUAGUUUUCUUUGUGUUUUUUUUAUUUUGUAGUUCUUAUAUUUCUGGUCCCUCAGAUUACUUUUUGCUAUUAUUGUUAUUAUUAUUAUUAUACUAUUUAUAGUUCUAUGUAGAUUUUGUUUCGGAAUUUCUUCUUCCAUUUUGCUUUAAUGUGCUUUCUAUUGAUGCGAAUUUAUUUCCCUUCUUGAUAUAUAUAUAUAUAUAUAUAUAUAUAUAUAUAUAUUGAUGUAUCCUCGUUGUUUUGCAUAUUCUUCAAUCAAUGUCAAUGGAAUUUUUUUGCUUUUCGAAAAAUGAAAGUUAUUCAAUGCAGUUUCAAUCAUUUAAAUCCAAAUUGUUUUCACUUAUUUGAUGUUUGUAGUUGUUGGUAUUGUUGAAUAACAGUUUAAAAUUAAGUUGACACCUUUAAUGGAACAGUGAUUGACUUACUGCUUUGUCAGUGGAGGAAAUUAACUUCACCUACUGUUAGCUGUGAAUGCAAACCAAAUAUAAACUAAUGUUGAAGAUCUGAAACAGUUUAAGAGGCGUUAAAAUGCAUAUUUACAAGUAAAGUAAGCAGUAUUUUGACAAUCAAUACAUUGAAUAUAGACUGUUGGACUGUGUGUGUUAGAAUUUGCAAUUAGUGUGGUGUUUAAUUACAGGGUUUUUUGAACAAAUUUUUUCUAUUAAUAACUUACUCAUAC
Molecule: messenger RNA, 4478 nt
Organism: Trichobilharzia szidati
Lineage: Eukaryota; Metazoa; Platyhelminthes; Trematoda; Strigeidida; Schistosomatidae
Source: the annotation of a GenBank genome assembly